ACGAACUCCUACACUGCGGUUCGUAAACUUGACAGUCUGUAAGGUUGACGUACGUGAAUCUUAUAAAAUUGAAAUAUGUCGGGUAGUAGGCUCCUUAUUUUGACCGUAACCAUAUCGGUACUAUGCACAUGUGCGAACGGCCUCUAUUUCCACAUUGGAGAAACGGAGAGAAAAUGUUUUAUUGAGGAGAUACCCGACGACACUUUGGUAACAGGUAAUUACAAACUUCAGCUGUUUGAUCCUCGGACUGGAGGGUUUAUGCCAUCAUCUCCUGGAUUGGGCAUGCAUGUUGAAGUCAGAGACCCAGAUGAUAAGCCUAUAUUGUCAAGAGUUUACAGCAGUGAGGGCCGUUUCACAUUUACAUCUCACACACCAGGAGAACACGUCAUAUGCUUGUAUUCCAACUCAACUAAAUGGUUCUCUGGUUCUCAGUUGAGAGUUCACUUCGACAUACAAGUUGGAGAGCAUGCCAUCGACUACGCUAAUGUUGCCCAGAAGGAAAAGUUGAGCGAACUACAGUUGCGUGUUCGUCAGCUGCUGGAUCAAGUUGAUCAAAUAGCCAAGGAACAGAAUUACCAAAGGUACCGUGAAGAACGUUUCCGUCAGACUUCUGAGAGUACAAAUCAGCGUGUUCUGUGGUGGUCCAUCGGUCAAGUUUGCAUCUUGGUGGUAAUGGGUUUCUGGCAGAUGCGUCACCUGAAGAGCUUCUUCGAAGCCAAGAAACUAGUCUAAUUGUGAUAUAAAUCAUUAAAUUAUAUUUUUUAUUUUCCAUUUGACUAAAUCUUUAAUUAAACCAAGAAUUGGUUCUAUGUGCAAGUGCUUCUGAAUUGUUGAGAAAUUG
Macrobrachium nipponense is the source of this 841-nucleotide messenger RNA. It is a transcript of the gene eca, whose product is annotated as transmembrane emp24 domain-containing protein eca-like. Gene Ontology annotation, cellular component: Golgi apparatus; endoplasmic reticulum; COPII-coated ER to Golgi transport vesicle. The transcript is spliced from 5 exons. Gene Ontology annotation, biological process: endoplasmic reticulum to Golgi vesicle-mediated transport; intracellular protein transport; Golgi organization. The record is from RefSeq and is a predicted model, not a curated record. NCBI's taxonomy places the organism in Eukaryota, Metazoa, Arthropoda, Malacostraca, Decapoda, Palaemonidae. Bases 76 to 732 code for a protein of 218 amino acids.